CUGUCUGUCUCAAUAUUGACUGUGUGAGCUGUGUCCAGUUACUACGGUUUACGCACGUACGUAGUGUAUAGUAUAUAGGGAUAUCAGUGCCCCUCCACAGCCACAGAACAGCCCUGGGAUACAAUAAUGCAGAGUUUUGUGAGUCGAUCUGUACGCACCACCGCCAAGGUUCAGCAGACCCGAGUCGCCGGUGCUGCUGUAGCGCGAUGGUACUCGAGCGGUGAGGAAUAUGAUCUUGUGGUCAUCGGUGGUGGCCCUGGAGGUUACAUCGGUGCCAUCAAAGCCGCACAGAUGGGCAUGAAGGUGGCCUGUGUGGAGGGACGGGGACGUCUAGGCGGCACCUGCCUUAACGUCGGCUGCAUGCCUUCUAAGGCGCUACUCAACAGCUCACACCUGUACCACCAGGCCCAGCAUGGUCUGGCCAGCAAGGGUAUCGAAGUGGGUGAGGUUAAGCUCAAUCUGGACAAGAUGAUGGAGCUUAAGUCCAACACAGUCACCACACUCACGGGCGGCAUCGAGGGACUGUUUAAGAAGAAUAAGAUCGAGUACAUCAAGGGCUGGGGUUCUUUCCAGGAUAAGAAUAACAUCAAGGUCAAGACGGAAGAUGGAGGUGAGAGUACGUUAAAGGCUAAGCGAGUGUUGAUUGCCACGGGAUCAGAGGUAACCCCUUUCCCCGGAGGCAGCAUUGAGAUUGACGAGAAGACUAUCGUGUCAUCCACUGGUGCUCUGGACAUCGCCAAAGUGCCUGAUAAGUUUGUAGUGAUCGGUGGUGGAGUGAUUGGCCUUGAGUUGGGGUCUGUGUGGUCUCGUUUGGGCGCAGAGGUCACUGUAGUCGAGUUCCUUCCCGCCGUUGGGGGUGUGGGUAUUGACGGUGAGGUUGCUAAGACCUUCCAACGUAUCCUGGGCAAGCAAGGCCUGAAGUUCAAGAUGCAGACCAAGGUCACCGGCACCAGCCCCCGCGAAGGAGGUGGUGUGGUUGUGCACAUGGAGAACGUUAAGAACGGCAAGACAGAGGAGCUCGAGGCCGAUAACCUGCUGGUGUCCGUAGGUCGCCGGCCCUACACCGAAGGCCUGGGCCUAGAGAACAUUGGACUGACUGAUCUGGACCGUGGUAAGAUCCCCGUCGACAAGUACUUCCAGACCAAGACCGAGGGUGUAUACGCCAUUGGAGAUGUGAUUGACGGCCCUAUGCUGGCGCACAAGGCCGAGGACGAGGCCUUCAUCUGUGUGGAGGGUAUGCUCGGAGGUCACCCCCACAUCGACUACAACUGCGUGCCUAGCGUCGUCUACACCCACCCGGAAGUGGCUUGGGUGGGACAGAGCGAGGAAGCGCUUAAGGAGCAGGGCAUUGAGUACAAGGUGGGCAAGUUCCCGUUCGCUGCCAACUCCCGUGCAAAAGCCAUGGAGGACACAGACGGGUUCGUCAAGGUGCUUGCCUGCAAGAAGACCGACAAGGUUCUAGGAUGCCACAUCAUCGGUGCCACAGCCGGUGACAUGAUCCACGAGGCUGUAAUUGCCAUGGAAUACGGAGCGUCUGCUGAGGAUAUGGGACGUGUGUGCCACGCACACCCCACACAGUCUGAGGCAUUCAGAGAGGCGAAUCUCAUGGCUUGGACCGGCAAGGCGCUUAACUUUUAAUAUAUAGUACACAGGGGUCUAUGAGGUUUAUAGUACAUAUGGCUAUGAGGCUUUCUCUAGGCUAAGGAUAACCGUGCGUGUAUGGGGCGGGAGAGGUGUGCACAAGGGUGCGGAGUUUUGGUAAAUAAAUUUUUAUUCGACCAUGUUUAAGGGCUUUGAUGGCGUAUGCUGUGUAUUCAGUAUGGGAUGGCAUACACUAUGUGUGUGUGUGUAUGUAUAUAUAUAUAUAUGCAUAUACGUAUGUACGUAUGUAUAUAUAUUUAUGUACAUGUAUAUAUAUAUAUACAUACAUAUAUAUUUUAUAUAUUACCUUGA
This is a messenger RNA of Sphaeroforma arctica JP610, 1953 nucleotides long. Its product is annotated as dihydrolipoyl dehydrogenase, mitochondrial. The coding region runs from base 127 to 1638 and encodes 503 amino acids. The transcript has 10 exons. The record is from RefSeq and is a predicted model, not a curated record. Gene Ontology annotation, cellular component: oxoglutarate dehydrogenase complex; mitochondrion. NCBI's taxonomy places the organism in Eukaryota, Ichthyosporea, Ichthyophonida. Gene Ontology annotation, molecular function: dihydrolipoyl dehydrogenase (NADH) activity; flavin adenine dinucleotide binding.